Molecule: messenger RNA, 971 nt
Organism: Syngnathoides biaculeatus (alligator pipefish)
Lineage: Eukaryota; Metazoa; Chordata; Actinopteri; Syngnathiformes; Syngnathidae
Gene: copz1
Product: COPI coat complex subunit zeta 1
Exons: 9
Coding region: 96-668 (190 amino acids)
Biological process (GO): intra-Golgi vesicle-mediated transport; retrograde vesicle-mediated transport, Golgi to endoplasmic reticulum; intracellular protein transport
Cellular component (GO): COPI vesicle coat
Source: RefSeq, a predicted model, not a curated record
GUUUUAGUCUGAAAAAAUGUCGGGCGAGUGACGUUGCGCAACUUCCAGUUGGGUGCAACAUCAGCCAAUAGGAAAGAGCCUCAUUCGCUUAGCGAAUGACGCAACUUCCGGCAGCUUCGGGAAGGAGAAACAAGAUGGAUACUCCCAUACUGGAACCGUCGCUGUACACCGUCAAAGCAAUUCUCAUUCUGGACAACGACGGGGACAGACUUUAUGCCAAGUAUUAUGAUGACACCUACCCCACAGUGAAGGAACAGAAAGCCUUCGAGAAGAACAUAUUCAACAAAACACACAGGACAGACAGUGAGAUCGCCUUACUGGAAGGGCUGACAGUCGUCUACAAGAGCAACAUCGACCUCUUCUUUUAUGUCAUUGGAAGUUCACAUGAAAAUGAGCUUAUGCUCAUGGCUGUUCUCAACUGCCUUUUCGACUCUCUCAGUCAGAUGUUGAGAAAGAAUGUUGAGCGCAGGGCUUUGUUGGACAACAUGGAGGGGCUCUUCCUCGCCGUGGAUGAAAUCGUAGAUGGGGGGGUGAUUCUCGAGAGUGACCCUCAGCAAGUUGUUCACCGAGUGGCCCUCCGAGGGGAUGACGUUCCUUUGACCGAGCAGACCGUCACACAGGUUCUUCAGUCCGCUAAAGAACAGAUCAAGUGGUCGCUCCUGCGGUAGUCGCGGCCGAGGAGCCGAGACGGCGCCGACCCGCGAGUUCCUUUUUCCUCGUCUCGUCUUUCUUCUUGGAAAGGUUGACAUAGAUUAACGGGGAUCCAUUAAGGCGAAGGUGAACAUUGGCCUUUUGUCUUUUUGCAUGAUGAAAACCAGCAUCUUUCUUUCUCUCAAGCCAGCUGGUGACAACAUUCCACACAUCCCAUUUUCUGAUUAUGCGUACCGUACUGUAACGUCAUCACAGGGUUAUUUUUCAUUUUGCCUUUUGCCAUCAGACAAUUUCAAUAAAUGUUUAUUGAUGCAAUCUGA